AUGGCGACAGACUCGAGUGGACCUAGGUUUAAGCUUACUUUAUUCGUGUUUUUCUCUGUGUUGGCGGGGAGGGUGGCCGAGGCAACGGCUUCGGAGUCGAGAGGCGUCACUCGGAUACUCGGCAUGAGGCUCGAGACGAGCAACAUUCCGGCUGAAACCACCGAUACAGGUGUUAUUCAGGUGACCGAGGGCAGCAAUGCCUCCUUCAGGUUCUACGGGCUCCACUUGUUCCCAAACACAUGGGAGCUCAUCAAGUUUACUGAACUACACGUGAGUUAUGAAGAGGGUGACACUGACGAUUUAGUCCACUUAAAUAGGACUUGUUCAGAAUACACCAAGGAUAUAAAAGUGACUGGGCUCAUGCAGGUAAGCAGCCAAAACACGUCCGGAGUGGUUCAACUCAGCUUCAUGAAACUUCGUAAAAACGAAGUAGCCAAAAUGUUCGGCUUGUGCGUCCUCAACGCCCAGGACCAGAAGUGGUACCUGCUGGACGAUAAGGACGGCAGGCUGCUGGUGGUGGAGGAAAAGAAGCCAAUGAUGCCCAUCUGGCUGCAGGUGAUCCUCAUUUCAUUCCUGCUGGUGCUGUCCGGCAUGUUCAGCGGGCUCAACCUGGGGCUGAUGGCGCUGGACCCGAUGGAGCUCCGCAUCGUGCAGAGCUGUGGCACCGACAAGGAGAAGAAGUACGCGCGGAAGAUCGAGCCCAUUCGCAGGAAGGGCAACUACCUGUUGUGCUCACUGCUCCUCGGCAACGUCCUGGUCAACACUACCCUCACCAUCCUCCUGGACGACCUCACCAUGUCUGGGGUCGGUGCUGUGGUCUCAUCCACCAUCGGCAUCGUUAUUUUUGGAGAGAUUGUCCCCCAGGCGCUGUGCUCCCGGCACGGGUUGGCUGUCGGUGCGAACACGAUUCUGCUCACUAAGCUGUUCAUGUUGUUGACUUUCCCUCUGUCCUGGCCCAUCAGCAAGAUCCUCGACUGCGUGCUGGGCCAGGAGAUCGGGACUGUGUACAACCGAGAGAAGCUGGUGGAAAUGUUAAAAGUCACCGAGCCGUAUAAUGAUUUGGUAAAAGAGGAGCUCAACAUGAUCCAAGGCGCGUUGGAGCUCAGGACCAAAACAGUGGAGGAUGUCAUGACCCCACUCAACAACUGCUUCAUGAUCCACAGCGACGCCGUGCUGGACUUCAACACCAUGUCCGAGAUCAUGGAGAGCGGAUACACCAGGAUACCUGUGUAUGAGGACGAGCGCUCCAACAUCGUGGACAUCCUCUAUGUUAAGGAUUUGGCCUUCGUGGAUCCGGAUGACUGCACCACUUUAAAAACCAUCACCAAGUUCUACAACCACCCAGUCCACUUCGUCUUCCACGACACGAAGCUGGACUCCAUGCUGGAGGAGUUCAAGAAAGGAAAAUCCCACCUGGCCAUUGUCCAGAAGGUGAACAACGAGGGGGAGGGAGACCCCUUCUACGAAGUGCUGGGGUUAGUCACCCUUGAAGACGUGAUUGAGGAGAUAAUUAAAUCAGAGAUUCUGGAUGAAUCAGAUCUUUACACUGACAACCGCACCAGGAAAAAAGUGGCGCACAAUAAGAACAAGAGAGACUUCUCUGCCUUCAAACAUGAGAGUGAAUCAAAGGUGAAGAUCUCUCCUCAGCUGCUGCUGGCUGCUCAUCGCUUCCUGGCGACAGAGGUGAGCUUGUUCAGCCAAUCUCAGAUCUCAGACAAGGUGCUUCUGCGAAUCUUACGCCAUCCCGACGUGAUCCAGGAGAUCAAGUUCACUGAAAGCGACAAGCGAUCUCAGCAUCACUACAUCUACCAGAGGGGCAAACCUGUCGACUACUUCAUCCUCAUCCUGCAGGGUCGAGUGGAGGUGGAGGCCGGCAAUGAGAACAUGAAGUUUGAGACCGGACCUUUCUCAUAUUAUGGUGUCAUGGCACUCAGUGCCCCCACGCUAGAGUUUCGUUCACCGUCCCACCUCAGCGGGUUGAACCGAACGGCCUCUCUGAGCGGAGGCGACCGGACCGAGUCCCUCUCCGUCAGCGGCAGCAACAGCCAGCUCAACAACAGCAUCCCCAUGCAGCAGUACACGCCUGACUUCUACGUCAGAGCGCUCACCGACCUGCAGUUUGUCAAGAUCACGCGGGCUCAUUACCAGAAGGGCCUGAUGGCGUCCCGUUUGGACAGCACGCCUCAGUCCCCCGAGAGCAGCCACAACUCGUCUCGCCUGGACCAGACAACUCCCCCUACCAACACCACCCCCAUUACCACCAUCACAGACCUGGUAGUGGACUCCACCCACAUGGAGAACGGCCCGGAUGAGACGACGCUUCUCCUCCUCAACGAGCAGAACUCGCCGCACACGGCCAACAACCACAGCCAGCUGGAGAACAGCAUAUGACCCCCCCCUUGUACCGGUCCGUCGUUUGCACACAAGCACGUCUGCGCUCGGAUUUAUGCUGAGGAGUGGAGGAGGGGGCUUGAGUGUUUGUGUGUGAGUGAACGCACACACAUGUCUUGGCACAGCUGGGAAGACCCGAAGAGACGAGCCAUGUGGAUGCAACAAAACACACUAAACACACACUGCUGAGCCCAAACGUUAAGGACUCACAGAUGAAGUGAAACAAAUAAUGUCUGCAAUAAGUAAGCAAUAACUGACUGGCAGCUGCAAAGAUAACAGCUGGUAACUUAAAUUUACUUCCAGCUGCUUCUCCAUAGGGAAAAAAAUGGCAUCAAAUGAAACCGCAGCAGCAGCCAAAUAUAGUUUAGCUUCCUUAAUAUAAAGUCAGUAUCAGUUUAAACUGAUACUAUAUUUAAAAUAAUUCCCCUUUUCCAGUAUCAGGACAUGUGAUGUUGCAGGUUUACUGCAGCCUCGACUUCAUGUCUAAAUGUCUCUUAGUUCCACAGUUUUGAGUGGGCUCCACCCACUUAUUUACACCACUUUUAUCAAAAGUACUGCUAAAAAUAAUCACCAAAUUUAUUUUCUUGUCAUUACUUUCAAGAAGCAUUGUGCAAGAACCACGAUCCAUCAUUAAAAAACACUUGUCCCGGUGUUUUGGCUCUUCAGUUUUAACACCCAUACCAAAGCAUUUCAUGCCACAGACGCCCCACCCCCCCCACCCACCACCACAAACAGCCCUGCCACACACCCAGCAGUCAUCUGGUUUCUACUGGCGACAGAACAUCAGAAGGACCAGAAGAGCUCCUCCACAUCUCACCCAGCGCUCAGGGGCGAUGUCGAGUUUCUUCCUCUGCUUGUGUGUCGCUUCCAGUUCAGAGACUCAGGGAGACUUCACCCUCAUGCCACCCCCCCCAAUAUCCAUGCAAGCGUGGUUGAAAGCUGUAAACCAAACCCAUCGCCUCACGUGUAGCAGCCUUUUCCCCCCCUCCUCCUCCCGCUCCCUGCAGCAUCCAUACAGCUAGAAGACAAAGAAGACCCCGAGCAUGCCAGCGGAGUUUCAGCAAAUUAAUAUAUGUUCCAUAGAAGUUUAUAGUGAGAUAUUUAUUGAUGAUUUCUGUGUGAGACGGACACACAAGACUUAUUUGGUUUGUUUUUUUUUCUCUUUGUAAGGAGGGUGGGGGGUAUUAGGUAGGAGGUGGAUUUCUAUCUUACGUUCUCCUUGUUUCCUGUGUAGAAACAGCGAGUAGCUGAGGGCCUUUAUGCCAGCGUUGUAAAGAGAUUCACCGCUGAUAGACCGCCAGUCUGUAUCAUGAUUAAGACAAUCAACGUGGAUUUGAUGAAUGUGUUGAGUGAAAUGUGUAGAGUACGUUAACGGUGGCCACCCUCUGCUCUCAAACCGCCUUAUCUGAGCGCUAACUGUUAGCUUUCUGGUCCGUGACUACAUGUUAGGAAGUUGUUUUUUUUAGAUGAAUCUGGUUGUUU
Messenger RNA from Melanotaenia boesemani (Boeseman's rainbowfish), 3873 nucleotides. It is a transcript of the gene cnnm4b, whose product is annotated as metal transporter CNNM4. Gene Ontology annotation, cellular component: plasma membrane. Gene Ontology annotation, biological process: magnesium ion homeostasis; magnesium ion transport. The transcript is spliced from 7 exons. Bases 1 to 2391 code for a protein of 796 amino acids. Gene Ontology annotation, molecular function: magnesium ion transmembrane transporter activity; sodium ion transmembrane transporter activity. The record is from RefSeq and is a predicted model, not a curated record. NCBI's taxonomy places the organism in Eukaryota, Metazoa, Chordata, Actinopteri, Atheriniformes, Melanotaeniidae.